AUGGAGAAGAAUCAAGAACUUGAAUGGGUUGAAGCACAGAAGAUUGGCAUAAGCCAAGACCUUGUGGCUGCAGCCAAGCAGCAGCUAAAAUUUCUAGCAGCUGUCGAUAAGAAUCGCCACCUCUAUGAUGGCCCUGCCUUAGAGAGAGCCAUAUAUAGGUACAAAUAUUGUUGGCUUCCUUUACUAGCCAAACAUGCCGAGUCCCAGUUUCCAGAGUUCCCUUUGGUAGUGCCUCUUGAUUGUGAAUGGAUCUGGCAUUGUCACAGGCUCAAUCCGGUACGGUACAUGGUCGAUUGCAAGGAGCUGUUUGGGAGGAUCCUUGAUAAUCAAAAUGUUGUGUCCUCAGUACAGGGCAUUUCCAAACAACAAAGUGAAGAAAUCUGGAAGAUGAUGUAUCCAAACGAGUCGUAUGAGCUGAAUUGGACUGUCCACUUACAAAAUGCGGCUGAAAAUAUGUUGCCAGCAUCAGGAAGCACCAAUUAUGAUCUUGUUUCAGCUGUUAAAAGGCAAAGUCCUUUCUACUUUCAGGUAUCUACACCGAGUAUGAAUGAUGAUCUCUUCCUUGAAGGGGCUGUUGAAAGAUACAAGGGGUUCCUGUAUCUGAUCAAGAAAAAUACAGAGAGAAAUAUGAAGCGCUUCUGUGUUCCAACUUAUGACAUUGACCUUAUCUGGCACUCUCACCAAUUGCAUCCGAUAUCUUAUUGCAAGGAUCUGAUGGCAAUACUAGGCAAGGUACUAGAGCACGAUGACACAGAUUCUGAUAGAACUGAAGGGAAUAAGCUGGAUGUUGGAUUUACUGCAACCACAAAGCAGUGGGAAGAUACAUUUGGUUUGAGGUAUUGGAAGGCUGGGACAAUGUUUAGAGGCAGUGGCCCAUCUCCUCUCCUGAGCAAUAAAAGCCCUUUUAAGACUGUGACCAAGGAAAUAGUUCCCUCAAUUGAGUAUGACAAAAUAAUUUAUCUGCCAAGGAAAAUGCUCGUGGAGGUUUUCCUGGAGAUUGUGGGGGUAAGGAACUUACCAGCUGGUCAUACAGGCAGUCUCUUUGUCUAUUUCAGUAAGAAACAGCCAGAUGUGCUCUUCAACACCAAAAGAAGAUUAAGCAUUAUGUCUGAGCUAGGGAAGAAGCAAGUUGCAGCUCUCCGUUGUGAACCUACUGGAGAGCUGCUUUUUGAACUCAUGUCAUACUUGCCUUCUAGCUUGCACACUGAAAAUUCACUCAAAAUUUUGGGAACUACUUCAAUCGCGCUACAGGAGCUGCUGAACUCCAUUUCCAAACUCUCAGUUGAUAAAUGGUUUGACUUGGUAUCCAGUUCUGAAGUUGUAGGCUCCCAGCCAAUUACUCUGCGGGUUGCUGUCUCUGUCACUCCUCCAGUUCAAGCACCAUAUCUGGUGCACAUGGUUCGAGGGCACCCAUUAUCAAGCACUUCUUCCUUUCCACUUCCUGAAAGGUUUCAACAGGCCAAGAGUUGGACAUGUAUUGUAGAUGAGGCUGGCAACGAGGUCAUCAGUGUCCGAAUGAGUGGGGAUCCAAAGAAAUCAGAGGGGAAGAGCAGUUGUACUUCUAGAAAAGAAGUAAUUGGCGUAACAAGAUCUGGUAAAACAUGUCUUCUUGUGGAGUUGCUUGGAGAAGGAUGGUCUUUGAUGGGUUCCCAAUGGUCCUUUCAGCUUCAGAAGAAUGCUAGUGAAGAUGACAUUGCAUUUGAGCUUAUGGGCAGCAGAAAGAUAACGAUUUUUCAUGGAAGAAAACUGGCAUACGAAAUAGAGGAUUGCAAGAGGAAGGAAGAUGAAAGGGAUUUCAUGACAGUAGUAGAAUUCUCUGAUGAAGAUCCUUACGGAAAAGCAAUAGCUUUGCUUAACCUGAAAUCGGGUUUUCUCCGGGUAGAUACCAUUGUUUCUUCAUUUGCUUAUUUCAUUAACUCAAAUUUGAAGCUCCUCAGUAAAAUUGAAAUGCUUGAAUUUGUGUAUGAGAUGGAACAGGUUGAGGAACAAGGGUUUGUAUUGCCUGGAAUCACCCUGGCCUUCAUACUUUCCGACAUUUUACUGAAAGAAGGCUACGGUUCUUCAAAUUUGAAAAGAGAGAAAAUUAGAGAGGCUCAUGAAGCAAUGCCAGAAAAGGAUUGCCCAUGCAGUGGAGAAUGCAGCAAGAGAAAUGGAACUGUCCAAAAAGGCCUUUUGAGCAUAGAAUAUGGUGGCUGUGUCCAUGCAAGUACAAUGAAGAGCCACUGUUUUAGUGGGUUGACUGGAGCUAGUGCUUGCGGCGGGUCUGGUGGCUGUGGUGGCGGAUGUGGUGGCAGCUGUGGUGGUGUAACUUGUAGUGGCGGAGGUUGUGAAGGAGAAUGUUGA
This is a messenger RNA of Ilex paraguariensis (yerba mate), 2343 nucleotides long. Lineage: Eukaryota; Viridiplantae; Streptophyta; Magnoliopsida; Aquifoliales; Aquifoliaceae. The record is from the annotation of a GenBank genome assembly.